GAAAUGUCAUUUCAAAUAAAAAAAAUUUUAAAAAAAAGGAAAAAAGAGAUUAGUCCGCCUCUCUAUGAUUUUGAACUAUAUCUCUCUCACGGCUAAGUCGCAUCUCGAAGAGGAUGAUGGGUGGGACGACAUGAAGAGGUGGCAUCAAAAGACACAAACGCCUGCAUAUCUAAAAAAAUCUCUUCCACAAAAUGGAGAGGCAUAUGGAUAUUUAACUGAAUCACUGAUCCACUCCUAGUCAGCCAGCUGGUCCCUCCGCACUGACCAUGCCAUGUUCCCUAAACAAAUUAACACUCUGAAUAAUGUAUGAUCCGUCUCAUGUGAUGAUUUUCAGUUUUGGCACAAUGAACAAUUAAAAGUGCCGUUUGAAAUUCCUCUACCCAAUUCAAUAUGAUUUAGCAUCCAGCCUCCUUAAAACCGUGUGGCAUAUGACCUCUUAUUAAAUUGUGUGUGCUACGGUGCUACCUUGAAACCCGAUGCCUGAGUAUUUCCUUUUUGUGUUUUAUGCUGGAGUAUCUUUUUUUAAUGGAUCGGGCCACACGAACUAGUAGAUCCAGUCAUUUAAGAAUAAAUGACUGUAAGAAAAUGGUUGUUUUCUCGGGCUGUCCUUAAUAGAUUGUUCAGGAAUCAUCACCAAUUUCCAAAAGAAAAAGGGUAAAACGGUGAAGUCAUCUGCCAUCAUUUUGAAUAUAAACUUUUAGAAGUGGGAAGAGACACAGGACUGCUGCAGUCCACCCAAUUUGUUAUCCACAUGUUCCACGGGCGAGGUCCACUGUGCUGUGCUCCAUUUUUCUUCGCAAAUUUUGUGCCUUUAGUCUCUUUAUUAAUGAUUCAAUUUAGCAUUGCGCAUUCCUGUAAAAUUCAACUAAGUAUCUUCAGCUCAGGAAGGGGACCUAAUCACUUAGUUGAAAGGAUCAGAAAGCCUGGGUGAAGAGGUUUCACCAAGUUCUGAGGCUGUGGCUUGUGUAUAUAUAAGGGAACCAAGUUCUGAGGUUUCACGUUCGCAAAAAUACUUGAAAUAGAUGGUUAAUUGUAGCUAGGCACAUUCUAAAAUUUCAGAGCUUGGACCAUUGGGAUUAAUAUUCGAUUGCAAUUAACUAAUUUCAGAGCUUGAAUAAAAUAAGAUGCAUCAUCCUAUAUAACACAAAACUAAAUUUUGGGCUAUAGAGAAAGACCUCUAUUAAGCUAGAAGAAAAGAUCUGAUUCUUAAUUAUUUUGAGUUGUCUUUUUCCCCUCUUAAAUGUUUAACUUAAUCAGAAAGGUACUAAUCUAGACAAGCACGAAAUAUGGACUUUAUAAUUUAGUAUUAGAAAAUGGAAUAUGAAUGUUACUACUCUACUCUUAUCGAUGAUGGAUAAUAUAAUCUAAAAGAAAAUUUCGGAUAGGAGUAAACUAAAAAUUAGCCAAAGCACAUGACAAAAAUGUAAGCUUCAUCGAAGCCCACCACUCAGCUGAGCGUGCUGCUUGUUUACCAACAACAGUGGGUACGGAUAAGAAUAAUAACACGUGGUUCAAACUUCCCCAAUCUCGAAUGGUGACGCACACGAUGAGUUUUUUAACCUUGUUCUUUUCCAAACAUGUUCUCCAUUCUCCAUUGUUUUUCUUUUCUUUUUUUAUUUUUUAUUUUGGGGUUCUGUUAAUCUUUUUCUUUUCUUAGUGGAAGCAUAAGGGAGAAAAAAAAAGGCAGUGAUCAGCAUCAAAAGAUAAAAGAGUUGAAAUGCUCUCUCCUCUCUCUCAAAUCUCAUUGGUCUCUCUCCAUAUCUCCUCUUUCUAAUAAACUUCGUCUUCAUAAUACAUGUGUUUUUUCCCUUUUUCAAUUUAUGCACCUGAAUCCAUCAAUGGAGGAUGAAGUUCCUUCGUGGUUGCAGUCCCUUCAUGUCUCCACUCACUUCCUUACCUUCUUCUUCUUUAUAAUCUUCUUGUGUUUGUCGUAUAUCAUAUAUUUCCAAUCUCUAAGACUGAAGCUAUGGUGUAAUUGUGAAAUUUGCCACAGCUAUGUCACCUUGAGUUGGUCCAAACAAUUCCACAAUCUCUGUGAUUGGUACACUCAUCUCCUCCGAAACUCCCCAACUCAAACUAUCCACGUACAUGUGCUGGGCAACACCAUCACUGCAAACCAGGAUAACGUGGAGUAUAUGCUCAAGACUAGAUUUGAGAAUUACCCAAAGGGGAAACCCUUCUCCGCAAUCCUUGGGGACUUCCUGGGUAGGGGUAUUUUCAACGUGGACGGAGAAUUAUGGAGGUUUCAAAGAAAAAUGGCAAGUCUAGAGCUUGGAAGGACCUCUAUACGGUCCUAUGCAUUCGAGAUUGUCAAUUACGAGAUCGAACGCAGGCUUCUCCCACUUUUAUGGUCGGUUGCGGGCAACGAAGAUGGAGUUUUGGAUUUGCAAGAUGUGUUCAGAAGGUUCUCUUUUGAUAGCAUAUGCAGAUUCUCCUUUGGGUUGGACCCUGGGUGCCUAGAGUUGUCCCUCCCCAUCUCAGAAUUUGCCGAUGCCUUCGACCUAGCAUCCAAAUUGUCGGCAGCCAGAGCCAUGGCUGCGUCCCCGCUGGUUUGGAGGAUCAAACGUGUGUUGAACCUAGGUACUGAGAAGAAACUGCGAAAAGCCAUUAAACUGAUCAAUAUUCUUGCCCAAGAGGUCAUAAAGCAGAAGCGUAAAAUGGGCUUUUCUGCCCAUAAGGAUCUUCUUUCAUUGUUCAUGAGAAACCUAAACGAUGACACAUACCUGAGAGACAUCGUCAUAAGCUUCCUAUUAGCUGGCCGCGACACAGUUGCUUCAGCUUUAACCAGCUUCUUCUGGCUGUUGUCCAACCACCCGAAGGUGGGGGCAGCAAUUAGGUCGGAGGCGGACAAAAUCAUUGGUCCGGAUCAAGAGGUUACAAGCUUCGAGCAAAUGCAAGAACUCCACUAUUUACAGGCAGCAGUGCAUGAGAGCAUGAGACUCUAUCCACCGAUACAAUUCGAUUCAAAAUUCUGUCAGGAAGACGAUGUGCUACCAGAUGGAACAUUUGUACAAAGAGGCACAAGAGUUACUUACCACCCCUAUGCAAUGGGUCGGAUAGAAGGGAUCUGGGGCCCUGACUGUUUAGAAUUCAAGCCAGAACGGUGGCUCAAGGAUGGUGUCUUUUUCCCAGAAAACCCAUUUAAGUACCCAGUUUUCCAAGCGGGGAUAAGGGUCUGUUUGGGAAAGGAAAUGGCUCUGAUGGAGUUCAAAAGUGUGGCUCUUUCAUUGGUCCGACGCUUCCACAUCGAAUUGGCUACCCCGUGUCCCAUUCCUCGGUUCUCUCCCGGACUCACCGCCACUUUUGGUAGCGGUCUCCCGGUUUUGGUACGAGGAAGAACAAUCACAUAGUAAUUCAUGCCUCCAUUAUUUUCUACAUACUGCACUUAGAAGUGCAAUAUUAUAUGGAUGGCGCAUAUUAGCACUUUCUGAAAUAUGUGAAAUAUUGUACCAUGCACCGAUGGGAGGAGUGCGAAAUGUGAAUCACAGCGAAGUGACAUAGAUCUAUCGCCCUACCUGGGCAUGCACCCCUUUUUACCAGCAUCACUAUCUGGUUUGAUGUCCAGAUUGGAACUUUAUUUUGUGUGUAUAAAGUUAAAUGAUGGUGAAGAUGACCGGCUAGCUUUGUGUUUUUUCUGUGGUAGAGAUUUUUUCUCACGGGGUCUUAUCUCUGCCGUCGGUCCCACACGCUUCAAUAUUCUUAUACAUAUUGCCUUGUAAACUUUUGGGAAGGACGCCAAUCUCAUGUAAUGUAAGCAACAAAAGCUUGUUUCCGUUGUUCACUACAAGACUACAUUGUAACUCCAUCCUUGAGUUAGUCGGCAGUUCACAUGCAUUAGGG
Molecule: messenger RNA, 3840 nt
Organism: Vitis vinifera (wine grape)
Lineage: Eukaryota; Viridiplantae; Streptophyta; Magnoliopsida; Vitales; Vitaceae
Product: cytochrome P450 94C1
Exons: 1
Coding region: 1821-3350 (509 amino acids)
Molecular function (GO): heme binding; iron ion binding; oxidoreductase activity, acting on paired donors, with incorporation or reduction of molecular oxygen
Source: RefSeq, a predicted model, not a curated record